GUCAUACGUACACCUACAAAAACACAACUACACAACUCCUCUCAGAAGUUGUCCACAACUGUGCUUUUGAGUGUACUUGCCCGUUGUGUUUGGUUCAUGUAGUCUGGAGAAACCCUAAUUCAGUUUUUGGUUGAACAGAACUUUUUUUUUGUUAAAGCAACAAGCAGGAGAUGCAACAUGACUUUAAUUGGACUGUCGUUUUUUGUUCUGGCUUUAUGCAGCUUCUUCACUGUCCAUAGCAGGCCGACAGGUGCCUACCUGCGCAACAUCGACAGCUUCAUCCGAGCCGUGGAGCAGGUGGAGGACUCCAACCCUGGUCUGUCCCCCCUGGCUCUGGUCCGGGCCCUGCGGAGGACCGCCGGCAACGAUGACGUGAUGACCGUCCAUUUUUUGGGUGCCUCGUAUAAUCUCACUGAUGCGGAGGUUCUGGAGACAGCCAUUCUCAAUGCCUCAUCCUUCAGCUUCUUUGACAAGGCCAUCCACCACAUUGUGACAGAUUACGGAGAGGAACGUGGGGUGGUUCUCGCUCCAGAUGGGACCACGUUAGCACUUGCACCCUUACUGCUGGGAAUCGAAUCGGGACUGAAAGCCAAAAUGGAGGGGACGCCAGCUGUUGGGCUCUUCCCUCUCACUUUAGGCAGGACGCUGGGCUUGUCCUUCCUCAGCCUCAAGGACUUCCCGCCAUCUUUUCGCCUGGGGCCGAACGGGUGCUGGGACAAUGUGGACCGUCCUAAAUUGUUCAAGCUGUCUCGGCCUGCCACACUGGCCACUGACGCUGUUAUUAAUGGCGGCAUGGAUGGAGCUAUACUGGGCAUGGACUUCAGCAACCUGCCGGCAUCAGAGGAGCCGCAUGCCCUCAGUGAGGUUUUGAAAGGAUACUAUAGUUUUAUUCUGCAGGAGGGGCAUGGUCUUGAUGCUGUGACCAGCCAUGUCAGCGCGAGGCGAAGGGAGAUCUCUCGAUCUACUCUGGAGCCACUCGAUCUUUACAGCCAAGUGAUGGAGACACUAGCCUUAGUCUGGAAGUUGGAGAAGACAGAAUGGAUUGCUCUGGACACCGAAGUGGGGAAGGCAGUGAUGGAUGGACUACAGACGUUUGUGCACAAGUACUGGGACUGCCCUCAAAUCAUCGCUCGCUGUCAGUGGGGGGCAAAAGCCCACCAGGGUACACCUAUCCCUCUGUCUCUGCCCCUCCAAUUUCUCUAUGUUCACCACACCUAUCAGCCUUCCUCUCCCUGUUUAUCCUUCCAAAACUGCUCUCGCGACAUGAGAAGCAUGCAGCGUUUCCACCAGGAAGAUCGUGGUUGGAGCGACAUCGGAUACAGCUUCGUGGUGGGCUCUGACGGCUACGUCUAUGAAGGCAGAGGUUGGAAACACCUCGGGACACACACCAGAGGGCACAAUGCCAUCGGGUACGGCGUGUCAAUCAUUGGUAACUACACUGCCGCACUUCCGUCUCGCCAUGCCUUGGACCUGCUGCGCCAUCGUCUCGUCCGAUGUGCAGUGGAAGGAGGAUGGCUGGUGGCCAAUUUCACCAUCCAAGGCCACAGACAGGCGGCGACCUACACCUCCUGCCCUGGAGACGCCCUCUUCUCAGAAAUAAGAGGCUGGGAACACUUUGGGGAAUGACUGGACCCUCACUGCCAGUUUGAUAUUCUCAAACAUCAUUAAUGGCUCGUCAGGAUAUGAUAACUGCCAUAGCUGUGGUUUUUUAUUUUUCUUAAUUCUUUCAACGAGUUGUAUUGUUCUUGGAUGACCGUGGACUAGUUUAGUUUUACCAUGGGUUUAAUAGAGAGCUCAUUCAGGUGUGGGUCCCCUGAAAGGGCUUCACAACUAACACUAUCAAUGUACUUUGACCCAGCGUACACCAAAGAUACAAAGGUCACCAGGAUGUCAUGUGCAGUGAACCGUCUUGUUAACAUCUUUGAAUAUAUAUUCACCUUAGUUGGCAGAUGUUCACAGUAUGAAACUUUGAAUUUUUUGAAUCAGGGUAAUCAGUAUGAUAGAGUUUUAUAGGGCAAAUAAAGCAUGAAUAAAUAUAUUUCUAAUUAUG
Pseudoliparis swirei is the source of this 2050-nucleotide messenger RNA. RefSeq names its product N-acetylmuramoyl-L-alanine amidase-like. The transcript is spliced from 4 exons. Gene Ontology annotation, molecular function: peptidoglycan binding; zinc ion binding; N-acetylmuramoyl-L-alanine amidase activity. The coding region runs from base 178 to 1626 and encodes 482 amino acids. The record is from RefSeq and is a predicted model, not a curated record. Gene Ontology annotation, biological process: defense response to Gram-positive bacterium; detection of bacterium; peptidoglycan catabolic process. Lineage: Eukaryota; Metazoa; Chordata; Actinopteri; Perciformes; Liparidae.